GUUUUCUCUGCGCAUCCCUAUACUUGACUGCUCGAGUUCACUUCAAGGUGGGAAAUGGGCUCCCAGCGUACGGGAAUAGUCGAACUAUUCAAACCGAAGGGGAGAGAGAUAGAUAUUGAUAUUGUAGCUGUACACGGGCUGCAGGGCGACGCUAUCCGAACGUGGACGCACGAGAAAAGCCAUCUCUGUUGGCUUAGCGAUCUCCUCCCAGAAAAGAUUCCGAAUGCCAGGGUGCUAAGCUGGGGCUAUCUAGCAAACACAAAUUCAUGGGGUGGGAAAUCAACGACAUCAGAUAGAAUCCUCCAUCAUGCAGAAACUCUCAUUGAAGAGCUUCAAAUUGACCGAGAAGUUCACGAUGCUUCGACAAGACCGAUCAUUUUCUUAUGUCAUUCUCUGGGCGGGAUCAUAGUGAAGCGAGCAUUGACCAUAGCUGCUGGUCGUGUAUCCUCCAGGAGCGCUCGUCUUCACUUGAUUUAUACGUGCACAUUCGGCAUUCUCUUUUUCGGAACGCCCCAUAACGGAUCAGGAAUCGCCCGACCGGCAAACAAGUUGAUGAAAUUUGCAUCUGCUGUUGUCCCGAGGAGGAUUACUCGCUUUGAGACAAGCCUUGUCACGGGCCUCGAAGUAGACUCUGAGACUCUGCAAAACAUAACACAAGACUUUGCACCAAUGAUGACUCGAUACCAUGUAUACUUCUUCUGGGAGCAGCUUCCGACAAACCUUAUAUACUCAACGGACUAUGUUGUGGCACGUGACAGUGCUGCGCCAGUGAUAGAUGGAACCAAUCGAUGUGGGAUCGCCGCAAAUCAUCGAGAUAUGUGCAAGUUUGAAGGUAUCGAUUCGCCUGGCUUCAAGGUAGCCAUUGCAGCUCUGAAGCGAUAUGUUCAGGCGGCACCACAUGUUGUGGAGACUCGCUUGGAAGAAAGUGCAAACAUGCUCGGCGAAAGACGGAAGAACGAAGCUUUGGAUCUGAUUAAAGACUCCAAGGUCCCUCUAUUCUCUGGCUUAGAGAAACACCGAAGCAUCGAUAAGGGCACUUCGGGUUGACGCUUUUCUCAACUAUUCAUAAAUCUUGCAUUAUUUAUGGCGAGACAAGCAGUGUAUAGCAUUCCAUACGCAGUCCGAGUUUCACGGCGGGCAAUACUCUCCUAUAGGCUAAGCCUCUAAGGUCGUAGGCACAUUGUUUUGACAAAUGUAUAAAUUUGCGCUCGAAAGAACGGUCUGAGAAUAUUUCAAAGAUACAACAUUGGUUGGACUGGUGAUAUGAGUAGACAGAAGAUGAUUGUUUCGAAUGGUAAUUACUAGCGGAAAUACCUCAUGUCCAUAACUUGUUGAUUGACAUAGGAUAACUUACACU
Molecule: messenger RNA, 1357 nt
Organism: Aspergillus wentii DTO 134E9
Lineage: Eukaryota; Fungi; Ascomycota; Eurotiomycetes; Eurotiales; Aspergillaceae
Exons: 3
Coding region: 55-1047 (330 amino acids)
Source: RefSeq, a predicted model, not a curated record